Molecule: messenger RNA, 552 nt
Organism: Lottia gigantea (owl limpet)
Lineage: Eukaryota; Metazoa; Mollusca; Gastropoda; Lottiidae
Exons: 2
Coding region: 1-552 (183 amino acids)
Source: RefSeq, a predicted model, not a curated record
AUGUCAUUACAAAGUUGGCUCUCACCCUCUCUUAAGACUAGUUCGAAACGUCCAUUGGAAAUAUUGGUAAACGAUACGAAUCAGUCUAGCCCUAGUCAUAGUUCACCCAAGAAAAGGAAGUUUAGUAAAGAGCUUUCUCAAACGGCCUUUAACUGGUACGUUUUGGAUACAGAUAAAUCCAAAUGGUUUUGUAAAGUAUGUAGGGAAGCUAAGAAUGAUACAGCAUAUGCCAGGGAACAUGAAAUACCAUCUAAAACUACAAACCAUGCAAGACAUGCUGCCUCUCAAGCCCAUUUAACAGCUGUCACUAGGAGUAAAUUGAAAGAUCUUCGACCAUUCCAGACCAUUGUAGCUAAACAAUUAGAUGCUGAAGAACAGAACAUGCUUGGUAACUUCUAUAUUAUUGCAUAUCAUCUUGCCAAAAGGGAACUACCUAAGAGUGAAUUUGCCUACCAGAAUUGUUACAUAUGUUUGAACACCAUAGAAACGAGUUUUCAUCAUAUACAAGUCACCAAAGUGUCACAGAAUUUCAAAGUGCUAUUUCAAGUGUAA